GAGGUAUUAUGUAUUUUCCCUUAGCCUGAAUAGCUCCACCAAUAAGAGACCGUACACUUCAGACUGCGGUAUUUUCAACCAAUGAGAGCGCGAGAAAUUCUUGAAACCAACCAAUGAGAAGACAGGAUUUCCCUGGCACGGGAGGGUUUCAGCGCUCAUCCAAUAUUGGGAUCAUUAGUUGUCUGUAUUAGUGACGUGGAGGAUUAAGGGGCCUAAUUUAGGGCAUAUUUAGGUCUAGCUAGGCCAGAUUCAAAGGCUUAAUUUGAUAAUGAUGCUUGGCAGAGGGUUUUCUGAGGAAAGGGGUUUAUCCCUUGCUUGGGCGAGGGCGGGGGAGGGAAGAGAGGCGUGGCUGGACAGACAGGAGGAGGAGGAGGAGGAAGAGGAGGAGGGAAGGGCGUGUCAAAGAGAAGUUGAUUCUAGCAGACAGGGUGAAAACCAGUUCUCAAUUGAAUCUAUCCUGAGCAAGAACAAUAGUAUGAGUAUUGGUCGUGAACUUCCGGACAUCUUCCAUUCCAGUCAUAUAUCACAACACAACUUGUUCCGAGAUAUCAACCAAACCAACCCAAACUUCAGAGAUAUCAACCAAACCAACCCAAACUUCAGAGAAGUCAACCAAACCAAACCAAUCUUUAGUAACAUCAACAAAACCAAACCGAUCUUCAGAAAUAUCAACCAUUUUGAUAUGGUUGAGUGCGGACGAGGGCGAAGAUUAAAAUCUAAAAGAAUAAGAACAAUAUUUACCCCGGAGCAAUUAGAAAGGAUGGAGGAGGAAUUUCACAGACAGCAGUAUAUGGUUGGACCAGAGAGAUUGUAUCUUGCAUCUAGGCUUAACCUUACAGAGGCACAGGUUAAAGUUUGGUUCCAGAACAGACGGAUAAAAUGGAGAAAACAGAAUAUGCAACUUCAGAAAACCCAACUAGAAAAUCUAAGUGAAGACGACAGUGAACAGAUGCCGCAAACAAGUUUGAGUCGGAUUAACCCCAAUUUGCAUCAGCUGAAUGCCGCGCAACUCAAUAACGACUCUCCUGGCUUCCAGUUUGUAUUUUAAGAUUUAUUUAUUGUUUUAUAAAAUUAUUGUAGAUUUGAUUCCUAUUUAUUUGCAAUAAAGUCAAUUGUGCUCUUCAGAAAAAAGUUUUAAUUGAU
Messenger RNA from Eurytemora carolleeae, 1143 nucleotides. Its product is annotated as homeobox protein MSX-2. Lineage: Eukaryota; Metazoa; Arthropoda; Copepoda; Calanoida; Temoridae. The record is from RefSeq and is a predicted model, not a curated record. The transcript is spliced from 7 exons. Bases 269 to 1048 code for a protein of 259 amino acids. Gene Ontology annotation, molecular function: DNA binding; DNA-binding transcription factor activity, RNA polymerase II-specific. Gene Ontology annotation, biological process: regulation of DNA-templated transcription; neuron differentiation; central nervous system development.